Poecile atricapillus (Black-capped chickadee) is the source of this 1739-nucleotide messenger RNA. Its product is annotated as transmembrane and coiled-coil domain protein 3. Bases 181 to 1596 code for a protein of 471 amino acids. The transcript is spliced from 4 exons. NCBI's taxonomy places the organism in Eukaryota, Metazoa, Chordata, Aves, Passeriformes, Paridae. The record is from RefSeq and is a predicted model, not a curated record. Gene Ontology annotation, cellular component: endomembrane system.
GUGCGGGCGGGGCGUGCCCGGCGCUCCCGAGCGGCGGCCGCGAUCCCGAUCCCGCUCCCGAUCCCGAUCCCGCUCAGUCCCGCGGCCGCGGGGCUGGUGCUUGGGCGGCCCUGGGCGGCACCGCGCCCGGCGCGGGGCAGCAGCAGCAGCAGCAGCACAAGCACAAGCAUAAGCAUAAGCAUGCCGGGCAGCGACACGGCGCUCGCCGUGGACAGGACGUACUCGGACCCGGAGCGGCACCGGCGCCGCAAGACCAGGGUGGAAAGACAUGACAUGAAUACCCUGAGUUUACCACUUAACAUCCGCCGUGGAGGUUCUGAUACCAACCUGAACUUUGAUGUACCAGAUGGGGUCCUAGAAUUUCACAAAGUCAAACUCAAUGCAGAUAGCUUGAAACAGAAAAUCCUCAAGGUUACAGAGCAAAUCAAGGUUGAACAAACAGCUCGAGAUGGAAAUGUGGCUGAGUAUUUGAAACUGGUCAACAGUGCAGACAAGCAACAGGCUGGGCGCAUUAAGCAAGUCUUUGAGAAAAAGAACCAGAAAUCUGCCCACUCCAUUGCCCAGCUGCAGAAGAAAUUGGAACAGUAUCACAAAAAGCUCAAGGAUAUUGAACAAAAUGGAUCUUCCAAAGCUACCAAGGAUACUUCCAAAGAUAACUUGAAAGAUGUUCAACAUGGAAAGUCUCGUAGCACUGGGCACGGAACGGAGAGCAGCAAGUCGGGUGUGCCGGGUGUAUCUUUGACACCACCUGUCUUUGUUUUCAGCAAGUCAAGAGAGUUUGCCAACCUGAUCCGAAACAAAUUUGGUAGUGCAGACAACAUUGCUCAUCUCAAAAAUACUCUAGAUGAAUUUCGGCCAGAAACGAGUUCUAGAACCUAUGGGGGAAGUGCCACCAUUGUUGCCAAACCAAAAUACGUUAGUGAUGAUGAAUGCUCAAGUGGGACCUCUGGAUCAGCAGAUAGCAACGGGAAUACCUCCUUUAGUCCUGCUGUGGCAAGUACCCUGGACAGCCAAGGAAAGCUUUCCAUGAUUUUGGAGGAACUAAGGGAAAUCAAGGAGACACAGUCCCAAUUAGCUGAUGAUAUUGAGAAUUUAAAAACCCAAUUUAAGAGAGACUAUGGCUUUAUUUCUCAGAUGCUACAAGAGGAAAGAUAUAGAUAUGAAAGAUUGGAAGACCAGUUAAAUGACCUCACUGAUCUUCAUCAAAAUGAGACAGCAAACUUGAAACAAGAGCUUGCCAGCAUAGAGGAGAAGGUGGCGUAUCAGGCCUAUGAGCGAUCACGAGAUGUUCAGGAAGCCUUGGAAUCAUGCCAGACCCGUGUUUCCAAACUGGAACUCCAUCAGCAAGAACAGCAAGCACAGCAGUCUGAAACAGUCAAUGCCAAAGUGCUCCUGGGGAAAUGUAUAAAUGUUAUCCUGGCCUUCAUGACUGUCAUCUUGGUGUGCGUUUCUACUAUUGCGAAGUUCAUUGCUCCUAUGAUGAAGAGCCGUUUUCAUAUCAUCUGCACUUUUUUUGCAGUGACACUGCUGGCAAUAUUUUGUAAAAAUUGGGAUCAUAUCAUUUGUGCUAUAGAAAGAAUGAUUAUACCAAGAUGAAGCUGUUGGACUGUCUGGGUUUUUUUUUGGUUUUUUUUUUUUGUUUUUUUUCCCCCCCUCUUUUCUUCCCCUCCCUGUUUUUUAUGCACUAUGUGUAUACAAAUUCUGGUGAAAAUAUAUAAAAGUAUACUUGUUGGCAGUCA